Molecule: messenger RNA, 2435 nt
Organism: Acyrthosiphon pisum (pea aphid)
Lineage: Eukaryota; Metazoa; Arthropoda; Insecta; Hemiptera; Aphididae
Gene: cbc
Product: protein CLP1 homolog
Exons: 9
Coding region: 200-1492 (430 amino acids)
Biological process (GO): tRNA splicing, via endonucleolytic cleavage and ligation; mRNA 3'-end processing
Cellular component (GO): nucleus; mRNA cleavage factor complex
Molecular function (GO): polynucleotide 5'-hydroxyl-kinase activity
Source: RefSeq, a predicted model, not a curated record
UAGUGAUAGACGUAGUACGAUCUCCUAACUUCUGUUUAAACUUAAAACUAAUAUAAAGAGAAAAAUAAACUUUUAAUUUGUUUGUUUUACGUCGUCUGUGGUGUGCAGACGCUAGUCAAAUUCCAAACUUCAUUAAUUUUGUGUUAUGAUCAGCUGUUAAUAUUUGCUUUGAAAUAUUGAAUAAACAUACAUAUUAAUCAUGUCAGAGAGUGUAGAAGUUCAAAUUGAAGACCAGGAAUUCCAAUUGGAACCUGACAAUGAACUUAGAUUUGAAGUUGAAAACAAAAAUGAAACAGUUGUGUUAGAAUUGAAAACUGGGCUAGCAGAAAUUUUUGGAACAGAAUUAGUGAAAGGUAAAUCAUAUACGUUUUAUUUUGGAGCUAAAAUUGCGGUGUUUACAUGGCAGGGGUGUUCAUUAAAAUUACGAGGAAAAAAAGGAAUUAGUUAUAUAUCCAAAGAGACCCCAAUGAUGUUUUAUUUAAAUUGUCAUGCAUCAUUAGAACAACUACGAGUAAAAUCAGAAAAAGAAAAGAUAAGAGGCCCUGUUACAAUGGUGGUUGGACCGACUGAUGUGGGUAAAUCUACUCUUUGUAGAAUACUACUAAAUUAUAGUGCACGAAUGAAUGCUCUUGGCCGUAGACCCAUCUAUGUUGACCUGGACCCGGGUCAGGGACAAAUAUCAGUUCCAGGAACAAUUGGAGCAGUCAUGGUAGAAAGGCCAGCUGAAGUAGAAGAAAGUUUCUCCCAAGCAGCUCCACUAGUCUAUCAUUAUGGACAUACAAACAUGAGCAUUAAUUCAACUUUGUACAACACUUUAAUUUCUCGUAUGGCAGAAGUUAUUCAUCAACGAAUGGAUGAAAAUCCUAGAAUUAACUGUUCUGGAUUAAUAAUUAACACAUGCGGUUGGGUAAAAGGUAAAGGUUACCAGCAUUUAACUCACAUUGCACUCGCUUUUGAAGUUGAUGUUAUUCUUGUACUUGAUCAAGAACGAUUAUAUAAUGAACUAGUGAGAGAUAUGCCAAUAUUUGUCAAAGUUGUUCUUUUACCAAAAAGUGGAGGAGUAGUUGAAAGAAGUAAUAAGUUUAGAUUGGAAGGUAGAGAGGCACGAAUUCGAGAAUACUUUUACGGUAGUCCUAGGAAUGUACUUCAUCCACACACCUGUGAAGUAAGGUUUUCCGACAUAAAAGUAUAUAGAAUUGGAGCGCCACCCAUUCCAAAUACAUUGAUGCCAUUAGAUAUGCAAAAAACUGAUUUAGAGACAAAACUUGAACCUGUUACUCCAGGGCCAAAUAUGAUGCAUCAUGUGUUAGCUUUGAGUUUCAGUACAGUGGUAGAAGAAGACGUUGUUAGGACUAGUGUUGCUGGUUUUGUCUGCGUAACAAAUGUUGACACCUCACGACAAAUGUUAACUCUAUUGUCACCUCAACCAAAACCCCUGCCUGAAACAAUUUACCUCAUGUCGGAUGUACAAUUCAUGGACAACAAUGCUUGAAGCUGUGUGUUUGAAAAAAGCCAGAAAAAAUAUUUUGUGUGUUAAAUAUGGAGACUGUUAAUGAUUAUUUUUUUAGUACAUAAUAUAUUUUUCUUUGACUUUAAUAGUAAUUAAUAAAUCUCAGAGUGAGGUAAAAAUGUAAUUUACAUAUUUAUAAUAGAUUUAAAUAUGUAAUUCAUAUGCUGACAUUUUAUAUUUCAUUAGUAUUAAAAGAACUUAUAAGUAAUAUUAUGAAUAACUGCACUAGUCAUUAGUGUCAUAACAUAUUUAUUUGAUGUAAAGUUCAAUAACUUACAAAUGCUUAUGUUUAAAAAUACUACUUUUAAUUAUUGCAAGUAAUUUAAUAUUAUUGUUGUCUUUAAAAAAUUAUGUAAAUCAAUUAAAUAAGUGUCUAUGCAUUUUUCCAACUAUUUUUAUUUAGCUGUUCAGUUUGCGGUGAAAUUGUUUAUGGAUUUAAGUAAAUUGUAAUAUUUGAUUACAAUUGUAAUUGUUGAAGAAAUUCUAUCCUUAAAAUUAAUUGAUAAUGCUGCAGAGCGAUAUAAUUAUAAUUAUUAUCACCAAAAUUGAGAAUUAAUCAAUUAUUAAUUAAACAUUUAUUUUUGUUAAAAUAAACUUACUGGUUUUACUUAGGUUUAUUAAUUAACUUAAUUUUCUAAUUAAUAUGUCAUAAUUUGUUAGUUAAUAGGAUGUAACUAUGUCAGUGAAAUUUUUGUAAAAUCUCUUCAAGACCUUUGUGCAACAGAAGGACGCAUUCACAUAAAAUUGUUUUUAUGAUUGUUGAGUUAUUUUAGAGUAAAAUAAUUUAUUUCAAAAAUUAUAGUGGAUAAUAUUUUUAAAGGUUUGAUUUAUUAGUUUUGUAUUUUUAUUUUAUUAUAUAUGACUUAAAUAUAAAAAAAAUAUUGUACAUUUAAAUGGAUAUUAAAGUUUUUAAGACAUUAUUAUA